GUAGCUUUGGAGCAGCCAUGGCCAUGCUGAGAGUGUCCUCAUAUCGCAAACUGUUUGAGGCGGAGCAUCAGAGACCAGCUUCAUGGCUCAGUCAGCGCUGUGGAACCCAGAUCCUCCCCUCUUCUGCCAGGGGUGGAUUUUCCACGAUCGACUGGCCUGAACCAGACUUCUCUGCAGCUCGAGCUUUAAACAGAGAGGGUCUGAUGCGUUUCUCCCAGGAGCGCUCCAUAAUCGCCGCCCUGAACGAUCGUCUGGCGGUUCUUAUCGACAUGGUACGAUGUCUGGAAGAAGAGAAUGAGUCUUUGGAGGCUCAGGUUAUUGAGAUGGAAGAGAGAUCGGCAGCCAAGCCAACCCCCUCCAGCUCUAUCAGUCUCAACUGUCGCUCAGACUCCAGCCUGGAGGCCACGAUUGAGAGACUGCGCACGGAGAAGGAUGAGAUUCUGUGUCGCAGAGAAGCGCUGACGAAAGACCUGCACGAUAUAAAAAUAAAGUAUGAUGAGGUCGUGAAGCAACGGACUCACUUCCAACUGGAACGCGAGCAUGUUGCCAUGGAGGUGGAUACGGUGACUGCUGACUGCUUGGCACUCAGAGAACAAGUGGCAAUCUAUGAGGAGCAGUUAUCUGCCAUGAAGCAACAGCAUGAGUUGGGGAUUGAGAGUGUGUGUGAGCCUCCAGCUGAAUAUCAGGAUGAUCCAGCUGUCUCUCUGAAAUUCCCCUCCAUCGAUCUCACUCCAGCCAUCACGAUUAUCAAGGACUACUACUGCCAGCUGGCUGAAAGCCUACAGUUUGAGUCCGGGUCCGUUGCAAUUGCCAGAGGAGAAGAGAAGGGGAGGAUCUUGGAAACGUCUACUGGAGGGAAGGUUAAGGAUUAUCCGGAGGUGAUGGACGUGAAUGGUCUGAAGGAGCUGAUUGCUAAGUUGCAGAAGGAGCUUGCUGAGCUGCUGGCAUGUGGUGAAGACCUGGGGGCAGAAAUUGAAGCAAAGAAACAGGCUCAUCUGCUGGAGAUCGAGGAGUUGGAAACCUGCAUCCACCGGCUGGAGAAAGAAGAGGCUGACUUACAAACACAGGUGAAGGACCAGAUGGAAGACUAUGAGGAACUGCUCAAUGAGAAGAUGGCACGGGACAUAGAAAUUAAAGCCUACAGGGCUUUGGUGGAGGUGGAGGAGGAGAGACUGUGCUGCCUGUGAGACAGAGAGGCCCAGCACACAAUAUAUGAUAUGAUAUCUUGUGUAUUGCUGCUGAACUAUUACGCAUUUACAUCAAGUUGCACAUUUUAAAAGGCGUCUGUAUCUUGUAACUCCUCUCAUCGGCAGUCUUAUCAACGACACAUACGGUAUGGGUGUAUUUUAAAGUUAAACCUUUUCUGACUUGCAUGAUAAUCCUAAUCCUGGGAAUGGAUAA
Neoarius graeffei (lesser salmon catfish) is the source of this 1401-nucleotide messenger RNA. It is a transcript of the gene vimr2, whose product is annotated as vimentin-related 2. Gene Ontology annotation, cellular component: cell-cell junction; Z disc; sarcolemma. The record is from RefSeq and is a predicted model, not a curated record. Lineage: Eukaryota; Metazoa; Chordata; Actinopteri; Siluriformes; Ariidae. The transcript has 10 exons. Gene Ontology annotation, biological process: skeletal muscle organ development. Bases 18 to 1187 code for a protein of 389 amino acids.